CUCGUUCAAUCAUUUUCAAACUAUAGCUGCAUUAAUCUUUGUUAUGAACUUUGGUGCAUUGGUUCGUUUGACCUAAACGUUUAAGAUUGCUACUGUGUUUGUGGAUGUAGCUGAUGGAUCUCCUAUUGUGCAGGUUGAAAUUUAUUAAGGAGGUAAAACAUGUGUCGGCAAAAUUCUCCGGUACACCAUUCCGGUGAAGAAGAAGUUGCAGCUGACGAGAGUCUUUUGAUUUAUUGCAAGCCUGUUGAGCUGUACAAUAUUCUCUACCGUCGUGCUCUUCAUAAUCCUUCUUUUCUUGGGAGAUGUUUGCGUUAUAAAUUAAGAGCAAGGCGUAAAAGGAGGUUGAGAGCAGGAAUUGUGAUUUUCAACUAUAGGGACCGUUACAACAUGCUUCGAAAGACUGAAGUGACUGAAGACUUUUCUUGUCCAUUUUGCAUGAUGCAAUGUGGGAGCUUUAAGGGUUUGCGGUUUCAUCUUUGUUCAUCACAUGAUCUAUUCAACUUUGAGUUCUGGGUUACUGAAGAUUACCAAGCAGUGAAUGUCUCAGUUAAAAUUGAUAUAUUGAGAUCAGAGAAUGUUGCUGAUGGAGUAAUUCCACAAUCUCAAACCUUCUUCUUCUGCUCAAGACCUCGUAAACGUAGAAGAAAGGACUCUGUUCAAAAUGAAAAGCGCUCCAAUGUAAAGUUUCUGGAGUUGGACUCACCAGAAGGCAUACAGAAUGGAUUUCUACAAAAAGAUGAUGAUAUCCUAUCCUGCAAAGGGGAGAACAUGUCUAGAACAUCUCUUAAUGAGAAGAUUUUGCCAAGUAGAAGACAUGGGGAAGGAAAAUUUGGUCUUGAUCAUCCUGGCACUAUGGAUGACCUGGAGCAUGUUGAAUCCAGUUUCAACAUUCCAGGUGUUUCAAUUGCCAUGCCCCAAUCGUCCGGGGACCCUGAAUGUAGUAAAUCAACAUAUAGAAAUGAUCCUGCUCUGCCUGCUAAAACAAAGAAGUUAAGCAUGGAUCGAUCAGACUCAAAAAACCGUAUGCUCCUGCAGAAGAGACAGUUCUUUCACUCACACAGAGUUCAGCCUAUGGCACUAGAACAAGUGUUAUCAGAUCGUGACAGUGAAGAUGAAGUUGAUGAUGACAUUGCAGAUCUUGAAGAUAGAAGGAUGCUUGAUGAUUUUGUGGAUGUUUCCAAAGAUGAAAAACAGCUUAUGCAUCUCUGGAACUCUUUUAUGAGGAAGCAAAGGGUGCUGGCUGAUGGUCAUGUUCCGUGGGCCUGUGAAGGAUUUUCCAAGCUUCACGGAAAAGAGCUGAUCUCAUCUCCAGCUUUAUUUUGGUGUUGGAGGUUAUUCAUGAUCAAACUUUGGAAUCAUGGUCUUCUUGAUGCCUGCACAAUGAACAACUGUAGUAUAAUAUUAGAUAGUUACAGAAACGAGGGAUUGGAUACUGGCAAAAAUUAAAGACCAGAAAGAAAUUGACUCAGCAACAAGAAUAUACAGUCUUCCCUGCCUUUAAUUUGCUUGACUGCAGGUUCCCAUUUUCGUAUUUGCAUAAUUUAUGAUUUUUUGAAUUAUUAUUGGACUGUACAUUGUAUUGAUAUUCUCAAUGUAUUGAGAUUGAAAUUU
This is a messenger RNA of Abrus precatorius (Indian licorice), 1611 nucleotides long. RefSeq names its product polycomb group protein EMBRYONIC FLOWER 2-like. Lineage: Eukaryota; Viridiplantae; Streptophyta; Magnoliopsida; Fabales; Fabaceae. The coding region runs from base 160 to 1446 and encodes 428 amino acids. The transcript is spliced from 14 exons. Gene Ontology annotation, molecular function: chromatin DNA binding. Gene Ontology annotation, cellular component: nucleus. The record is from RefSeq and is a predicted model, not a curated record.